Xenopus tropicalis (tropical clawed frog) is the source of this 1706-nucleotide messenger RNA. It is a transcript of the gene slc45a2, whose product is annotated as solute carrier family 45 member 2. Gene Ontology annotation, molecular function: transmembrane transporter activity. The record is from RefSeq and is marked provisional. Gene Ontology annotation, cellular component: membrane; melanosome membrane. Lineage: Eukaryota; Metazoa; Chordata; Amphibia; Anura; Pipidae. Bases 38 to 1687 code for a protein of 549 amino acids. The transcript is spliced from 7 exons. Gene Ontology annotation, biological process: sucrose transport; transmembrane transport; lysosomal lumen pH elevation.
GAUCAAGCAGGAACUGCAGGGAGCUCCUCCAGCCAAAAUGACUCUAUCCAAAGAAGUGGAGUAUCCUGCUCCACAGAAGCAGCUUUCCAGCACCGGUUUGUACCCCAGCACCAAAGACAUGGAGUUCAGUGCUAGUUUGGAACAGAUGAAUGGGGAAGUUUUCCAGGCAGUGGAGCCUCCCAGGAGAUCUACGGGCCGGCUGAUUAUGCACAGCAUGGCUAUGUUUGGAAGGGAAUUUUGCUACGCUGUGGAGGCAGCCUUCGUAACCCCUGUUCUGCUCAGCGUGGGAUUGCCCAGGAGUUUGUACAGUCUUGUCUGGCUCAUCAGCCCCAUCUUGGGAUUCAUUCUCCAGCCGGUCGUGGGAUCUGCCAGUGAUUACUGUCGGUCUCGAUGGGGGAGAAGGAGGCCUUAUAUCUUAUGUUUGGGGAUCAUUAUGGUGCUGGGGAUGACACUCUACCUCAAUGGAGAUACUGCAGUAACGGCCGUUCUCGGGACCAGCCCAGAAAAAACGACCUGGGCUAUUGUGAUUACUAUGCUCGGAGUGGUCGCCUUUGAUUUUGCGGCAGACUUUAUCGAUGGGCCGAUCAAGGCUUAUUUGUUUGAUGUGUGUUCGCACCAUGAUAAGGAAAGGGGGCUUCAUUAUCACGCACUCUUCACUGGUCUCGGAGGAGCUCUGGGGUAUCUGACUGGUGCUAUGGACUGGGGUUCAACUUUCCUUGGAAGGAUAAUGGGAUCUGAAUUCCAGGUCAUGUUCUUCUUUGCCUCUUCAGUCUUCCUCAUUUUCCUUGCGGUGCAUUUGUGCAGUAUUCCUGAAAUCCCCCUCGAAGAUGAGAAACAAGAAACACAGAUGCUGCUGAAACAUGACCAUCUCGGUGCUUAUGGGUCAAUCGAUAAAGCUCAAAAUGGAAUUUUAAAAAACAGGAAGACCUCAAGAUCAUUAUCUCAGGUGGAAGAAAAUAACCCAAAUGACCGAGAAGAGCAGGUGCAAAAACGGAUGACGGUUAAAUCACUGAUCAGUGCUCUUUUUACCAUGCCUGCUCAUUAUCGCUACCUGUGCCUGAGCCACUUAAUUGGAUGGACCGCUUUCCUUUCGAAUAUGUUGUUCUUUACGGACUUUAUGGGCCAGAUCGUAUACCAUGGAAACCCCUAUGCAGAACAUAACUCCACAGCAUAUCUAACCUAUGAAAGAGGAGUGGAAGUAGGCUGCUGGGGUAUGUGUAUCAAUGCAAUCUCCUCAGCGUUGUAUUCAUACAUUCAGAAAGCACUUCUUCCAUAUAUCGGAUUGAAAGGCCUAUAUUUCCUUGGCUACCUUCUGUUUGGAUUGGGCACUGGGUUUAUUGGGCUGUUUCCCAAUGUUUACUCCACCCUAGUCCUCUGCUCCCUUUUUGGGGUAAUGUCAAGUACCUUGUACACUGUGCCCUUCAAUCUGAUUUCCGAGUAUCACCGAGAAGAAGAGCAGGAAACGCAGCCCAAUGGGAAGACACCGACACCGUCAGACAAUCGAGGGAAAGGAAUCGACUGCGCGGCCCUUACCUGCAUGGUGCAAUUGGCUCAGAUCAUUGUGGGUGGCGGCCUGGGAUUCCUUGUCAGCCUUGCCGGGAGUGUUGUCGUCGUCGUUAUUUCUGCUUCAGCGGCGUCAUUGAUUGGCUGUUGUUUUGUUGCUCUGUUUGUUCGAUAUGUGGAUUAGUAAAGUACAUUUCUGCUCA